GGUGGUAUUUUCUUCACUCCCUUCCUAUCUGCCUUGGUUCAUUGGAGCGUCCGCACGCAGACAGACAGACAAACAUCUCAUGACAGCAGGGUAAACUCUUCUGUUUUCCUUUGACAGAGUGGAGCCGAGUAAAUGCUACAGUUUCGUGAAGCGCGCUGAAGUUUUCACGGAAAUGGUUCACCUGAAGUUUUCUGUCGGACAGUAAGAAUAAAAAAAAGUUUGGAGCUGGAGAGAAAUGAAGCCCCUGAGAGACGCUUCAUAUGGAGAGUGAGUGAAUAAACCCUAACCGGAUCUUUAAAAGUUUUAGAAAAGGACGCAGCUCCAUCUUGAGGCGGCAUGUCAAAUCGUGAUUCGCUGGGGGUCGGGGAACUGCUUCCCCAAGAUGUGAUCCAUGUUUUUGCCCAGGAAAAACACAGCAGAAGAGGCCGAAAGAAGCGCACUCGCCCCUUCGGUCGAGCUUUCAGCUGGUUCAAGAGAAAGAAGAGGAAGAACAACUUCAGUAAUGGGCAGAGCCACGGUAUGGGCCCCCCUCUGGACCUGAACCUUGAUAAACACCGUUCCGGUCAUCACGGUGGACACAAGGGAGGACAGAGGUCAGGGAAGCAGACCCAUCAACAUGGAAACAGUCAUGCUGUCCCAAAGCAAAAUGAUGAUGACAAGACUCCAGCUCCCCCACAGUUCCAGGAGAAUGUCUUUAUCGAGAGCAGCAGGUCCAAGUACGUGGAGGACCUCCACACCGAGGCCCUCGAGGGGCUGAAAAUGAUGCAGGAAGAAGAAAACGGUAAUGGAGUGGAGUAUCAAGACAAUGAAAGCACAGUUUCGACUGUGACGGUCCAAACAGAUGGGGAAAGUGCAGGGUUUGUGACAGACAGCACCAUUCCUGACACAUCCUCGGUUAUCUCGAGACAGUCAUCGAUGUCCGCAAGAUCGUCCCGCUCUGGACUCACCAGGCAAGCAUCAACAUUCAGACCACUGAACUCUGGUAAAAAGUCAGAAAAAAGCAAAGCACGAAAACGUCACCGGAGGACUGUUGCAGGGAUUCCACGACAUGUUCAGAAAGAGCUUGGCUUGGAUAGAGUGGGAUGGACAGUAACUCAACGGCUGGAUGAAGAACAACUUUUCAACGGAGAUACAGUUAACAGCCCUUUGACUGGGCCAGAAUCACCAGAAAUACUUGGUUCCAGCCCUCAAGCCUCAAACAUCAUCCAUCCACUUAGCAAAGAGAAGGUGGCACAGCUGAAUGCUGCCCAUGCUGCUCAUGCAGAUGACCUGGCCCUGCUGCACCGUUUCCCUCGUCUUUAUGAAGAUGAGCGGAGACCUCGGUCUGUGGCUGUGCCGUGGAUGACUACUGCAUCCAGUCUCCAACAAAAGCCCCCUAGCCCAGUCAUGACCAUGUCACCUCAGGCUGCAUACAUGUCUAAAAUAAUUCCCAAUGCUGUGUUACCACCCUCCAUUGAUGUAGUGGAAAUCAGCCGCAGUCGAAGUCGCAGUAGUGUCCGCACGGUCAGCAAGAGCAGCCUGAUGGUGUCCAGCCCAGCUCCCUCCCGCGCUUCGUCUAGAGCUUCUUCAUCCAGAACCACUUCCUCCAAUAUCACCUCUGUCUCCCGCUACAAUGGUCCUAUUCUGUCUGACACUUCCUGUUGCAGCAGUUCAGAUUCUUCAGACACCUUGGUGUCUGAUUCUUCAACCAUCUCCAGCAGCAGCACGCAAAAAAUGCCUCACAAUGUAGAUAUGUCUGCUAAACAUUAUAAGGUCAAUAGCAAUUCUUCUAAUGGCACCUUCAACACUAAGGUCCUAAGCAAGGGAGAGCAGAAAGAUGGGCAAUUUGUGCGUAGCCUCUCUGUCAUUAAGUCCAAACGAGCUCCUCCUCCUCCAAGUCGCUCCUAUUCCCUUCACAGCAAAGUGAAACGGCGAUCACAGGAUCUGGUAGAGCUUCCAAUAGAACCGUCAGUCUCUAACAAGGAAAAGGAAAACCAUAAACCUGGAUCAUCCCCAUUGCCCUCAUGUGUAGACAGCCCUGGUUAUCAUGGAGACACCAGCUCUCUAGACGACUCUACAGGUUCCACAUUAUUCGCUUUAAAGAAAUCUCAGCUACCAGCACCAAAGACGGAGGAUUUGAAAAAGGCUGCAGCAACAGAUUGCAAGGACGCUUCAGAAGAAAAGCAGGAACAGUUUCAAGAGAACAAGCACACUAGAUUAUUGUCUCCAUCCAGUGGUUACUCCAGCCAAGAUGGAACAUCCCCGCAACAGCCUCCCAGCACAUCUCCAAAGCACAAAAAGGGGUUCCUUACAAAGCUUCAAAAGUUAUUCUCUGGGCCGAACUCUUCUAGUUUGGCUCCAGCCAUCUCAACCCAGAUGGGGAUUACUGAACCUAAACAUGACACAGUGAGUGUCAGCACCUCAGUUCAGACCCUGAGAGAACUCUUCAACAUCCCUCCCCCACCCAAAGUCCAUGCCCCACCGCCGCCUCCCCCUGAGGUAUGGGCUCACAGUAAACGUUCAUUUGAGUUACUCCUGGGACCUCCAGCUCCUGACAACCCUAUUGCCAUCAUAAAGAAGAAUCCAAAGGACAGGAGACAACAGAGACAGUCUCCCUCCGUGUCUAGAGAAGGAUCUGUAAAGAGCUUUGCAGUAGAAAGAAAAUACAAGAACACGGCGAUAACGACAGAGCCUAUAAAUGAAUCGCUAGAGGCAAAGAAAGUUCAAGAAAGUGGGAUUUUAAGUGCAGAAAUUCACAAAGAGAAGAUUGAAAGAUUAUCUCAGAAUGGAGAUUUGAAAGGUAACGUUAAGGAAGAGAAAGAGAGAGUAUGUGACAUUUUAAAUGGGAUGUUAGUGAAGGAUAUAGAAAAGUGUGAAAGGAAAGGUCAGAAAACGUCCAGUCAAGCUGCAGGGAAUAUUUCUUCAUCGGUGAGUGGUCCUCUACAACUCGGCGCCAUACAGACCAGUGAGGCUUCCAGAUCUCUACAAGUUGUUUCACCUGAAUCAUCCUGGCCUCCCCCUCCUCCACCAAUGGCUCAAGCUGGCGUCAACGGAGCAGAUGGGCUAGAUUUUCCACUUCCACCACCCCCAUUCUUCAGUGAGGAGGGAAUGAUUUCACCUGUUCAGGUGACACCAAACAGGAACAGCUAUGUUUGCAAAUCAUCACCUGGAGCUGUGCUUAGUAGACAAGAUGUGAAAGGAGAUUGUGUUGAGGUGCCUCCAUCGCCAGGUAUCCCUCCACCCCCACCCUAUACUGCUCCCCUUCCACCAACCACUGAGACUGAAAAGGGCUCUGUCCCACCAAAAGAGUCUUCAGUAUCUGCUUCACCAGUUAAAGAAGUCCAUCUUCCAACAGCUGUAGAGGUUUCUAAAGACUUUACUCUUCAACAUACCCAGGAAACAUCUUACUCCACUGAACAGGCAGGUCCUCUGAGAAAGUAUGUUGCACCUCAGAGUAUUCCACCCCUACCAACACAGCUCCAAUCUUCAGAGCAGAGGAUGGAUUCUCCAGACAAGAGCGCCCCACCAAAACCUGAAACUAAAGAUUUACCAAACAGUAUUUUAAUCCCUCAUCAGAGUAUUCCUCCCCCUCCUUCUAUAGAGCCUCUGCUCAAGUCUUCAACUGAUCCUUCAGGAACUGACGAGGCACCAAUUUUACCACCAUCUGAGUUCAGAAAUGCUUCUUCACUAAAAGAGGAAGAAGAAAUUGCUUCUACUCAACCUAUUAAUAUUCCGUUGCCUCCACCUUUGCCAGCACAGAUUCCUGCGAACAGUAACCAUAAAUAUGGUCCUGUGAGCAUAGAAAACCAACACCAAACGACAGCUUGUGCAUUUGAUGUACACAGAGAACAGUCGAAUCUCAUCACCCCUUCCCUCUUGAAAAUGGUCAAGCUUCGGUCUGUUGAAAACAGUCUGGAACCCCUUGAAACUCAAGAGCAGGCCUCUUCUAAAGGUGUCCUUAAGCACCCCUCUUCUACUAUAACAUCAUCACUUAUGCAGAUGGUCAAACUUCGGUCUGUGAACAGCAGCCCUGAACCCACUGAAACUUCCACAGGCAUAGAAGAGGAACCAACACCGUCUUUUCUCCAAAAGGUAAAGCUUCGGUCAAUCAACAACAGCCCCGAACCAGCUGAGGUUGCCAAGGAAUCAGGCGAGGCAUCAGUGUCCAGUGACACCCAAUCAUCUCAGCAGGUGGUCAAGCUUCAGUCUAUUAACAGCAGCCCUGGACCCCAUGAAGUUGCCAAAGAUGAAAGUGAGGCAUCGGUGUCUGAUGCCACCUCAUCCUCUCUGCAGACAGUCAUGCUUCAGGUUGUUAACAACAGCCCUGAACCCCAUGAAGCCACCAAGGAUGCAAGCGAAUCAUCAGUAUCCGAUGCUACACCAUCUUCUCUGCAGACGGACAAACUGCAGGCUAUUAACAACAGCCCUGAACCCACUGAAGAGGUCAAGGAUGCAACCAAGGUGUCUGUAAAGAACAGUCCUGAACCCCUUGAAGCUAAAGAGCAACCAAAGCCCGAGACCCCAAUGAACCAACAGCUCCCUGACAAAGAGCUCCCAACCUCAUCUUCCAGUAGUGAGGCUCCUCAGAAGCCCAUCAGAAAAUCUCUGAUCAUGUCCCAUCCCACUUCAACAUCUCCACCUGCCACCAUCACCUCACUACCAACUGUGUCUCAGUCUGUUGUAGUUUCAACUGCAGCUUCACCUACAGUUGUCUCUCCAAUGAGGAAGUCUCCUCCUGCCACAACCUCUUCUGGCUCCAUGAACCUGCAAGAGGCCAUCCGCCUCAGGACAGCUGCCAGAUCGAACCAGGGUCCUUCUUCUCGGCUCUCACCUUUGUCCCCUCUAGACUACCAUAAAUCGCCGUCAAGUACUGCAAGCUUCAUCUUCUCCAAAAGCAACAAGAAGGCAGUGAUUGAGACGAAGCAAAAGCAAGAAGAGAAGGAAAAUGUGCAAAACAACGUGGAAGAUUCCACUAAGGUGACGAGUGAAGGAGAGUCGAAGAUGGUAGGGAGAGUGCCACCACCUGUAGCAAAAAAACCGAAAGCAAAGGGUAAAGAGGCUGAGACCAGUGACGCUGUGGAGCAAACUGCAGGACAGGAAACACAGCUAGAUGGUCUCAAAGAUACCACAGAGGAAAUAAACGGGACAGCAGGUACUGUUCAGAGCGGGACAUCAUCAGCAUGAAUGCAAAGCUUGAAGGAGACCUUGGAAGGACUAAAUAACACUGACUUCUUUUUAAUGCAACUGUUUGACAAACAAAUGGAUUUGAAUUGAUAUGGUUCUUAUUUUCAGAAUUUAUGCAUUUAGAAAGUUGUUUGAGUUUCAUGUUAAUGGUGUGGGUCUUAAUUUUCAUUAAUUAAUUUUGCAUUUUAGAGAAAGCAAGUAAUGUAUAUUUUUCUUGCCAGAGGGACUUUUGUUCAUGGUACUUAAGACGUCGAGGGAAUAUGCUGCCCUCUAGUGUCAACAAGUGAUUGCACCACUUAAAAUAUGUCCUGCUGAAUCAAAGCUUCAGUCUUUGCUUGUAUCAAUGGGAUCUUUGGGAACUGAUUUGUUUAUAUAACAUUUUUGUCUAUUUAACAUAUCUAAUAAUUAUGGAUGUGUUCCACAGAGUUCUGUAUAUUUUCCAAAAGAGUUUCCACACCAAUUAUAUGUUUAAAAAACUAUAUUAAGUUAUUUCUGUCUUUUCAUUGGACUUCCCUAGAGAGGAUUUCACUCAAUGCAAAGUACAUUGUUUAAAUUUGCAGUCAUUUGUCAAAUCAAAAAGUCUUUAUGAAGCCCAUUUCAUGCUGCUUUUCGUUACUGACGGUGGGAAGUGUUGCUUUCCACUCACAGUUCCAACUUAUUUUUGUUCAAACUGGUUUUGGAGGCUGAAAUGGAGGAUAUAAUCAUUUAUAAUGAAAAUUAAACACUUAAACACCGA
This is a messenger RNA of Poecilia reticulata (guppy), 5899 nucleotides long. RefSeq lists its product as uncharacterized. Lineage: Eukaryota; Metazoa; Chordata; Actinopteri; Cyprinodontiformes; Poeciliidae. The record is from RefSeq and is a predicted model, not a curated record. Gene Ontology annotation, biological process: cell differentiation.